UGUUUUUAUAGAAAUAUGAUGAAAGAACCACCAAUCAAAGCAGCUUCUUUAGCAGAGGAGGAGCUUGCCAGGGUGCGGUCAGCCUUUGUUUGGAGGGUGUCAACAGAAAUCCUUAAACAGCUCCUGGAGGCCCUUGUAAGUGACGGUGUUUUAAAUGAAUUGGAGAAAGAAUCGAUACUGGAGAAGAACCCAGUCAGAGCAGAUAAGGCACGCUGCUUCAUCGACACAGUGAGGAAGAAAGGGGACAAAGCCAGCAGGACAAUGAUCAGAUAUCUUCAGACUAUAGAUCUCUCCCUUUUCUCUCAGCUGCGUUUAUACUCUGAUUCAUCUGCUCAACAAGAGUCUCUUCAAAAUUGUCAGCCGAAACUUAAAUCCAAACUGAAGAAGAAGUUCCAGUGUGUGUUUGAGGGGGUUGCUAAAGCAGGAAACCCAACCCUUCUGAAUAAGAUCUACACAGAGCUCUACAUCAUAGAGGGAGGGACUGCAGAGGUCAAUGAGGAACAUGAGGUCAGACAGAUUGAAACUGCAUCCAGGGAGCCAGAUAGACCAGAAACAACAAUCAGACAAGAAGACCUCUUUAAAGACUCAUCUGGAAGAGAUGAACCAAUCAGAACAGUACUGACAAAGGGAGUGGCUGGCAUUGGGAAAACAGUUUUAACUCAGAAAUACACCCUCGGCUGGGCUGAAGACAAAGCCAACCAGGACAUCCAGUUCAUAUUUCCAUUCACUUUCAGAGAGCUGAAUGUGCUGAAAGAGGAAAAGUUUAGCUUGGUAGAACUUGUUCAUCACUUCUUUACUGAAACCAAAGAAGCAGGAAUCUGCAGCUUUGAAGACUUCCAGGUUGUGUUCAUCUUUGAUGGUCUGGAUGAGUGUCGACUUCCUCUGGACUUCCACAAAACUACAAUCCUAACUGACCCUAGAAAGUCCACCUCAGUGGAUGUGCUGCUGAUAAACCUCAUCAGGGGGAAACUGCUUCCCUCUGCUCGCCUCUGGAUAACCACACGACCUGCAGCAGCCAAUCAGAUCCCUCCUGACUGUGUUGGCAUGGUGACAGAGGUCAGAGGGUUCACUGACCCACAGAAGGAGGAGUACUUCAGGAAGAGAUUCAGAGAUGAGGAGCAGGCCAGCAGGAUCAUCUCCCACAUCAAGACAUCACGAAGCCUCCACAUCAUGUGCCACAUCCCAGUCUUCUGCUGGAUCACUGCUACAGUUCUGGAGGAUGUGCUGAAAACCAAAAAGGGAGGACAGCUGCCCAAGACCCUGACGGAAAUGUACAUCCACUUCCUGGUGGUUCAGGCCAAAGUGAAAAAGGUCAAGUAUGAUGGAGGAGCUGAGACAGAUCCACACUGGAGUCCAGAGAGCAGGAAGAUGAUUGAGUCUCUGGGAAAACUGGCUUUUCAUCAGCUACAGAAAGGAAACCUGAUCUUCUAUGAAUCAGACCUGGCAGAGUGUGGCAUCGAUAUCAGAGCAGCCUCAGUGUACUCAGGAGUGUUCACACAGAUCUUUAAAGAGGAGAGAGGACUGUACCAGGACAAGGUGUUCUGCUUCAUCCAUCUGAGUGUUCAGGAGUUUCUGGCUGCUCUUCAUGUCCAUCUGACCUUCAUCAACUCUGUAGUCAAUCUGCUGGAAGAACAACAGACAUCGUCCUGGUGGUCAAAAUUUUUCAAUGCACCAAAACUACAGCAUGUCCACCAGAGUGCUGUGGACAAGGCCUUACAGAGUCCAAAUGGACACCUGGACUUGUUCCUCCGCUUCCUCCUGGGUCUUUCACUGCAGACCAAUCAGACUCUCCUACGAGGUCUGCUGACACAGACAGGAAGUAGCUCACAGACCAAUCAGGAAACAGUCCAGUACAUCAAGAAGAAGCUCAGUCAAAAUCUGUCUGCAGAGAAUAGCAUCAAUCUAUUCCACUGUCUGAAUGAACUGAAUGAUCGUUCUCUAGUGGAGGAGAUCCAAAAAUCCCUCAGAUCAGGAUGCCUCCCGGUAGAUAAACUGUCUCCUGCUCAGUGGUCAGCUCUGGUCUUCAUCUUACUGUCAUCAGAAAAAGAUCUGGAUGUGUUUGACCUGAAGAAAUACUCUGCUUCAGAGGAGGCCCUUCUGAGGCUGCUGCCAGUGGUCAAAGCCUCCAACAAAGCUCUACUGAACAGCUGUAACCUCUCAGAGAGGGUGUGUGAAGAUCUGUUUUCAGUUCUCAGUUCCCAGUCCUGUAGUCUGAAAGAGCUGGACCUGAGUACCAACAGCCUCGGGGAUUAUGGAGUGAAGAAGCUUUUAGCUGUGGUGCAGAGUCCACACUGCAAACUGAAUAUUCUAACAUUGAGCAUCUGUAACCUCUCAGAGAGCAGCUGUGAAUCUCUGUCUUCCUUUCUCAGCUACAAGUGUUCUAGUCUGAGAGAGGUGAACCUGAGUGUAACCAACCUGCACGCUCCAGGACUGAAACUUCUUUCUUCUGGUCUGCAGAGUCAGAACUCUAACUUGAGUAAUUUGAGACUGAGUCACUCUAACUUGUCACAGAGAAGCUGUGGAGCACUGUCCUCAAUUCUCAGUUCCCAGUUCUCAAGUCUGAGAGAGCUGAACCUGAGUAACAAUGACCUGCAGGAUUCAGGAGUGGGGCUUCUGUCUCAUGGACUAGAGAGUCCAUAUUGCACAUUGGAAACUCUCAGUCUAUCAGGCUGUCUGAUCACUGAAGAAGGCUGCACUUCUCUGGCCUCAGCUCUGAGCUCCAACCCCUCCCAUCUGAGAGAGCUGGACCUGAGCUAUAAUCAUCCUGGACACUCAGGAAUGCAGCUGCUGUUGGCUGGACUGAAGGAUCCACACUGGAGACUGGACACUCUCAGGGUGGAGCCUGCUGGUGUCCAAUGGUUGACACCAGGUCUGAGGAAGUAUUCCUGUCAACUCACAAUUGAUACAAACACACUACACACAAACCUCAAACUGUCUGACAACAACAGAAAGGUGACACAUGUGGAGGAGGUUCAGUCAUAUCCUGAUCAUCCAGACAGAUUUGAUGUAUGGUCCCAGUUGCUGUGUACAAACAAUCUAACUGGUCGCUGUUACUGGGAGGUCGAGUGGAGAGGAAACUUUUAUAUAUCAGUGAGUUACAGAAGAAUCAGAAGGAAAGGACGUAGUUAUGACUGUGGGUUUGGAAACAAUGAUCAGUCCUGGAGUCUGAGCUGCUGUGAUGAUGGUCCUCUUCGUGUCUGGCACAAUAACAAACAAACACCAAUCUCCUCCUCCUCCUUUUCCUCUUUUUACAUCUCUAACAGAGUAGCAGUGUAUGUGGACUGUCCUGCUGGCACUCUGUCCUUCUACAGAGUCUCCUCUGACACUCUGAUCCACCUCCACACCUUCAACACCACAUUCAUUGAACCUCUUUAUCCUGGUUUUGGGGUCUUGUUUCCUGGUUCCUCAGUGUUGCUGUUUUAAACUAUUCUAAAUUAUUUCUUAUAAACUUCUUCCUCUUCAGUCCUUUAACACUUGAAACACCAGAAGGGGUCAAAAUGACCCCUCUGACAGAAGCAGGAAAACAAUGUCCAGGGGUAUCCACUGUGACCAUGGCUCACAAGUAAUCAAUAAAAGUCUAAGAAGCUCAGAAGAAAUAAUUUCCUACUGUCUGGAGAAAACCGCUCACCAUCUGAUGGAUUAUUAUGUUAUGAUGAACGCUGACUGGCCUCAGUUCAAAUCACCAGGCUACCUGUUGGACAUUCUCAGUGAGGGAUGCAUGGUAGUUUCUUUGGUCUGGGGUAUAGUCUUGUUAGAAGAAUAGUUGAAGUGUCCACGCCACGUCCUAGCUUAUAGCACGCCUCAGAAUCAGUUUAUUAGAAUCAGUUUAGAAACAUUUCCACAUAGUGUAAAUUAUGAUCAAAGUAACUGGACCUUCCUUAUUUUUUUUAUUUGUGUGUUAACUACAGAUAUUUAAAAUCUUUGUGUGUAUCUGGAAUGAGUACUCUCCGUGUUUUAAGAGGGUACAGGUAAGAGCACUUCUUCUUUUAUGUGAAAAAGUGAUCAUUUUUAAAUUAAACAAUUAGCAUAUAAUAUAUUGAUGUAGUGGUGAUGGGUGCUGACAAAUAACUACCUAGAAAAUAAACAUAAAAGCACAAAAAUAGGGAAAGAAAUGGGUGUGGGGGGCACUUCACAGUUACCCAAUAAGAUUUAUAAACAAGGUUUUGGUUGUAAACCAUUAAAUGUUACAUGUUUGCCCACCUUCUAGUGACAGUCACUUUGUAAAACAUGCAACCAUAUUUUUGCUUCAAGAAACAGAGAGACAUACAGGUAAUUUUGCAUCCUAAUGCAUUACUGCACCGUAAACAUCAGUCAAAAUAUUGCGUGGUAUUGAGAUUGGCAAAAAAAAGAAAGGUAAAUAACCAAAGAAAGGCCUCUCAAAGCUUGGGCCAGCACCCCUCUGAGACCUCCAUUCUACAAAAAUUGUGAGAACUCACAUUUAAAUCAUUUGAGCUAUUUCUGUAAAACUCUGUCUUGGUUUUAUUUGUUGCUGUAGAUAGGUAAAUGUAGCCGAUCACCAAAUAAGUAGCGAAAGCAGCAUUUCUUUUCAUUUAUAUCUUUGUCAGUCAGAACAGUUUAUCUCAGCAUGAGGCCAAAACUUUUUUUUUUUUGGAUGAAUUGUGGGAAGCUAAAACAGUGUGUUUCAGCAGAGUACAUAUUUUUUAUUAUAAAGACUUAAGUGGUCCAGUUGUUUAUGAGUAACAGUUUAAUAGAGUACUUCAUAUCCAUGUCCAUAUUUGUACUCUUGCACAAUUCACAAUUUAAGUAGGAUACAAGUAAUUUUACUACAUUUUGCAGCAGCUUAGAGGUAGUUUCCAAAAAUCUGCAUUAUAUACAUAAAAUGUUUCAUGUCAAAAAUUUAUAUUUACUGUAAACUGUAAUAUUUAUAGAACGUAGUAUUUCUUUUAUAUGUUUUCUUAAUGUUUGUUAGCAAAAAGAACUUUUUUGUUUAUGAGAGAGGAUGUAAAAAUGCUUUCUUUUUCCCCUUCAAUGCAUACAUACAAGUAACUAGUGUAUAGCAUCAGAUCAUCUUUAGAGGUUCUUACAUUGACUUGCAUUAAUAAAUUCAUUAUGAUGAAUGCAA
Messenger RNA from Haplochromis burtoni (Burton's mouthbrooder), 5083 nucleotides. Its product is annotated as protein NLRC3-like. Bases 16 to 3423 code for a protein of 1135 amino acids. The record is from RefSeq and is a predicted model, not a curated record. The transcript is spliced from 9 exons. Gene Ontology annotation, molecular function: protein binding. NCBI's taxonomy places the organism in Eukaryota, Metazoa, Chordata, Actinopteri, Cichliformes, Cichlidae. Gene Ontology annotation, biological process: regulation of apoptotic process.